Messenger RNA from Nannospalax galili (Upper Galilee mountains blind mole rat), 1926 nucleotides. RefSeq names its product sperm motility kinase 4A-like. The transcript has 2 exons. NCBI's taxonomy places the organism in Eukaryota, Metazoa, Chordata, Mammalia, Rodentia, Spalacidae. Gene Ontology annotation, molecular function: ATP binding; tau-protein kinase activity; protein serine/threonine kinase activity. The record is from RefSeq and is a predicted model, not a curated record. Gene Ontology annotation, biological process: protein phosphorylation; microtubule cytoskeleton organization; intracellular signal transduction. Gene Ontology annotation, cellular component: cytoplasm.
UAAUAUUUUGUUUGUUUGUUUGUUUUCAAAUUCUACAGGUGAGGUUGUUUCUAACCGAUCAUGGAGGACCUGACCACGGAGCAGGACACAAAGGCCUGCUCUCCUGCUCUUAAAACCUUCUACCAAAACUACAGAAUGAUGAUGACCCUCGGCAGAGGAAGUUACGGAGAAGUCAAACUUGCCUGCCACAUUCCCACAGUCAACUGUGUUGCCAUUAAAAUCCUUAAAAAGAACGAGGAGACUGCCCCCUUUAUGGCCAAUGAGAUCAAUAUUAUGAAAGACCUACGCCAUCCUAACAUCAUUAGGCUCUUUCACGUGGUAGAAAUGAGAGACAUCACCUACCUGGUAAUGGAGCUUGCUUCAGAGGGAGAGCUGACCGACCACAUCCUCGAAUGGGGCUCUCUACCGGACCAGGAGACCUGAAGGUAGUUUAGCCAGAUACUACAUGCGGUACAGUACUGCCACAGCAACAGCAUUGUCCACAGGGAUAUAAAGGUCAACAACAUCCUGGUCGAUGGCAGGGGAAAUGCCAAGUUGAGCGAUUUCGGCCUGGCAGUUAAACUCCAACCCGGGGAGAAGAUAGUGCAUUUUUGUGGCACCUGGCCCUACUGUGCCCCCGAGGUCUUUGGCACAGAGCCGUACGAUGGCUAUCCCACAGACAUCUGGAGCCUGGGAGUGCUCCUCUUCGUUAUGGUCUCCGGAAAAUUCCCAUUCGAAGAUCCUUAUGAUGCAGAAGCACGACGGAAGAUCCGGGCUGCCGACUUCACCAUUCCCAGUCACGUCUCCCUUGACAUUUCCGAUGUCAUCGCUGAACUGCUGGACACACACCCUGGCAGAAGGCCCACUGUCGACCAAAUCGUGGAGCGCCCGAUGGUCAGGGAUGGCGAGGCAUGUUCACCAGCAAGUUCCAGACAGACUCUGGAAGGCCCAUCCGGCCCAAGCAUUGUCAGGGCCAUGAAGAUCAUGGGGUAUGAACCUGAGGAAAUCAGCCAGUCUCUGAAAUACCAGAAAUACGACCAUGUCAUGGCAACAUACAUGAUUCUGCAGCACCAGGCACCCUGGGGAGACUGGCAUGACCAUCAGGGAAAGAAAGUUCUGGCAGGCAGGUGUUUCUGUCACCCUGGCAGAUCCUCACGUAUUCCCUGUGCCCGAAAGAGAGCUUCUGAGCCUGUUUUACCCACCUUCGACACCCCACCUGCGCCCCAGGAGGAGGAGGAGGAUGAAAAGAUCUCCAAACAGGGUGGCAGAAGGCAUAGCAUGCCUGCCAUCCUGUGCUGUCAACACAAGACGCCCCACCUCCAAUACCUAUCCAGUCAGGAUUCUGAUGUGGACAGUUCCCCUUUCAGCAGCAGCAGUCGAGGAGACAGUGACGACUAUUCCAGGAUGGUGCCCUAUGGCUGCCUGGCUGUAGAUGAGGUGGAGGAUGAGGUGGAGAGGGCCCGACCCCGACACCUCACCAGUCAGGGUUCUGAUGUGGAAGGUUCCCUUCUCACCAGCAGUCUUGACAUCAGUGCCAAUUAUUCCAAGAUGGUGCUCUAUGGCAGCUCUAUGGCUAUACACAGUCAGCCAUCCUCUUCUCUGGGGCCACACCAGGGUGUGACUGACAAUGACACAGAUGAGGGCACAUCCUGCUGCUUGUCCUCAUUGGAAACUAGUAUCUCCUGGGAUGUGUCCCAGCAUGUCACCCCGAGAGUUUCCUCUGCCGACGAUGUCUCAUCAUCAGAAGAUGACAGCACUGCUGGCCAGCCUCAGCGUGCCACCACAUCUUCCCCUCGAAGCCGUCACCUGGGUGGGAAGGGUGUGAAGAAGACAAUGAUGAAUUGUCUCAGAUGCCUCUGUUGCUGCCUGCCGCCCAGAAGGAGACGCUCCACCUCUGCUAACAACCAGGCUCCAAGGGACCAUGGGGUCAGCCACAGAAGCAGGUAG